ACUGUUAAAAAAUUCGUGUUAAAAAAAAAAAAAAAAUAAAAAAAAUGAGUGCAAUUUCAAGAAUGACAUUACGUCUUGUUGGCACAGCAAAAUAUACUACAAAUAAUUCAACAUAUCGACAAUCCAUGAUGCUCACACCUAAUCGUUUAAAUCAUUCAAUCUUUCAACCAAAUAAUCUCAACAAUACUGACUCGGAAAAAUUACAAAAUACUCAAACUAACGAAAUAUCAACUAAUUUUUGGACAACCAUACGGGCUGCAAAAAAGAAAAUAUUAGCAAUAUUUGGAAAAGAAAUAAAAACAUCAAAUAUUAGUGAUUUUGAGGUAACACUUGGUAGUAGUAGAGCAUCAUUAUUCUCACAAGAAAUAGAGGAAAAAUGUAUUUUUCCGUCUAUAUUCCGCACUGAACUCAAUGGAAAAUCAAUUAAUCCUAGAAGCAAUGUAACUCAUAAAAAAAAAAGGUCGUUUAAAGUAGGUAAAUGGUGGAAUGCAUCACUUUUUAGUGAUUCAUUAGUAUUACACCUGUUGAAUCAUGAUAAAAUUUUUAUUUUAAAACACGUAGUUGACGUUAAAGCUCACAUAAGCCCACUUAAAAUUGCAAAGAAUGGUGGUGUACACACUCCACGAAAACUUGAUUAUGAUAUUGCAAUUUCGCCCGUUAAAAUAACAUCAGACCCAAUGCAGUCGGGCUUUAACGAAACUGAUGCUCCAGAUGGUUCUGAAAAAAUGAAACUACAUUUUCCAAUGUCUGUGUCACUGGAAAAUCAACAAAUUAUAAAAAUAAAAGAUAGUGAUGAUACUUUCACUGUCUAUCACACAAUUGAUAUUGAAGCUUUCGACAAAAAUUUGCCUGAAUUUCUUGCGAAUAGAAAAAAAUAUAUAGUACCAGGUAUUGGUAUACUUGAAAUCGCACUUGAGAGCGGUGAUCUAUUGAUCCAACCAAAGUACUCCAGGAACAAAAGUAUAAUGGUUAAACAAGAAGUCUACAUUAAAAUUGACGUAGAUAGUGAAAUACCAAGUAUUCUUGUUUGCCCUCGUUUGAAAAAAUUUCAUGGGGCUGCUGGAAACAAAAUAUUAUCAAUAUUUAAGGAAGAAAUAAAAACAUCGGAUAUUAGUGAUUUUAAGGUAUCACUUGGAAGUAGUCUAACAUCAUUAUUUGCACAAGAAAUAGAAGAAAAAUGUAUUUUUCCUUCUAUAUUCCGCACUGAACUCAAUGGAAAAUCAAUUAAUCCUAGAAGCAAUGUAACUCAUGAAAAAGAAAUGGCGUUUAAAGUAGGUAAAUGGUGGAAUGCAUCACUUCCUGGUGAUUCAUUAGUAUUACGCUACAAUCAUAAUAAAUUUUUUAUUUUGAAACACGUAGUUGAUGUUAAAGCUCACAUAAGCCCACUUAAAAUUGCAAAGAAUAGUGGUGUACACACUCCACGAGAACUUGAUUUUAAUGUUGCAAUUUCGCCCGUUAAAAUAACAUCAGACCCAAUGCAGUCGAGCUUUAACGAAACUGAUGCUCCAGAUGGUUCUGAAAAAAUGAAACUACAUUUUCCAAUGUCUGUGUCACUUGAAAAUCAACAAAUUAUAAAAAUAAAAGAUAGUGAUGAUACUUUUACUGUCUUUCACACAAUUGAUAUUGAUGCUUACGAGGAAAAAUUACCUGAAAUUUUUUCGAGCCAUGAAAUAAAAAAAACAUCACAAAUAGGGAUAUUUGAAAUCGCACUUAAGAGCGGUGAUCUAUUGAUUCAACCAAAGUACUCCAGUAAUGGAAGUAUAAUGAUGAAACAAAAAGUCUACAUUAAAAUUGACGUAAAUGGUGAAAUACCAAGUAUUCUUGUUUGCCCUCGUUUAAAAAAUUUUCAUGGUCCAGAAAUUAAUUAGUAUUUUUUAUUUUCUUUGAAUAAAUGAUUAAUAUACUUAUAUACAUACAUAUAUUUAUAUAUUUAUUAAUAUUUUAUUUUUCUUUGUUAAAAUAAUUAUUAUUUGAUUUCAUUAUAAGUAUUAUUAUAAUUAAAUUAUAAUGAAACAAUUGUCGUAUUAUUUUAUUUGUUGUCAUAAUUAUUUUCAACUACUAUAAUCGAUUAAUGAUUAUUUCUAUCAAAAAUAUACAAAAUUGAAUUCUUGCUUAUAUUUAAAAUAUGAUAGUAAAAAUGAAUAACUUUAGAUGUUUGGAAAAAUCAAUAAUUUUGCGACUUUCACUUACAUUAUGAUAGCAUUUAAUAAAUGUCAUGAAAUUAUCUCCAAUUGUAAUUUUCAAGAAUAAAUUUUAUUAAUCGA
This is a messenger RNA of Aphidius gifuensis, 2264 nucleotides long. RefSeq lists its product as uncharacterized. NCBI's taxonomy places the organism in Eukaryota, Metazoa, Arthropoda, Insecta, Hymenoptera, Braconidae. The transcript has 13 exons. The record is from RefSeq and is a predicted model, not a curated record. The coding region runs from base 45 to 1868 and encodes 607 amino acids.